Messenger RNA from Drosophila busckii, 4812 nucleotides. It is a transcript of the gene Calx, whose product is annotated as sodium/calcium exchanger 1. The transcript is spliced from 11 exons. Gene Ontology annotation, molecular function: calcium:sodium antiporter activity. Gene Ontology annotation, biological process: sodium ion transmembrane transport; calcium ion import across plasma membrane; cell communication. The record is from RefSeq and is a predicted model, not a curated record. Lineage: Eukaryota; Metazoa; Arthropoda; Insecta; Diptera; Drosophilidae. Gene Ontology annotation, cellular component: axon; postsynapse; sarcolemma. Bases 1525 to 4404 code for a protein of 959 amino acids.
GUGUUACGUUGUCGCUUGUUACGCAGCAGCGAACUACGCAGUCCAUGACAACAAAAAUACAUCAGAAUCACAAUAACAACAACAACAACAGCAGCAACCACAACAACAACAAUAACAACAGCAGCAGCAACCACAAGCAUAACAAUAGCAAUAACAAAAGGAAAACCGUUACUAUUUAUAGCAGCCGAAUGUGGCAAGCGGUUUACUAUUUUUACAACAAUUGGCCCCAAGCACAGGCCCAACAAUAAGUUUAGCUAAAUAGAAUUCAAAACUAAAAGCAACAAUUACAAUAUGCGAAAAUUUGUGUGAAUGUUAGCGCUUCCAAAUUGAAUAAACGCCAGCCCAACAGCUAAAAUAAUAUUUUGAAUAAAUAGAUAAUAUGGUGAAUUGAGUGCGUUGUCAAAUGCGAUGCCUUGGACAACAACAAGAACAACAACAACGAUAACAGCAACGCUACGAGGAAUAACUUUGAUGUGCAACCAAAAACUAGGCUAAAUAGCUUUGCAUACUUUUGGGCAAACACGCAUACAUACAGACACAAACAAAAAGGCGCAAGCCGCGCAGAACACAGAACAGAACAGAACAGAGCAGAUCAGAGCGUAGAGCAGAGCCACAGGACAAGACCCUUCACUGAGAACUGCACAGGUCGCCGACAUUUGAACCUGCUGACCGGCAGGCUCUUUGUGCUCGCGUGUGUGUGUGUGUGUUUGUUCAGUGUGUGUGCUUAGCGGUUGUUUGUUGCUACUGCUGCUGCUGGUGCUGCGGCCGCCGUUGAAUUUGGCAACGUGAGAUGAAAAAUAUGUAAUAACACGUAGGAACAGCAAUUGCAACAAAUUCUUUGAGCAAACUAAGUAACAACAACAAAAGCAGCUGCAACGCGAAUAAAGAGCAAAAGGAAAAAAGAGUUCAGAGCUGAGUUCACUGGUGCAGUUCAAUAGCCUCUGGGGUGGAUAAUUUUUUUGGCCAGCACAGUAGCUAGAGCUGCUGCUGCCGGGGCUGCAAUUCGUGAACAGUCGUGUGCGCAAAAGUGUGUAUAAGUGUCUGUGUGCCAGUGUAUGUGAGUGUGUGUGUAUGCUGCAACUGACAGUGGCAGCAGCCAGCGCAUCUCUGCAGCAACGAAAUUGUGUCAGCAGCAGCAAAGGCAAACUGCAGCAACAACAACAACGACAACGACAACGGCAACGGCAACGGCAACUCUCACAGCUGAAGCGACUGUCUGGCGCCUUAAUGUUUACUAGCCGGAAUCAUCAUUAGUGAGACGCUUCACCUGCCGCCGAGUGUACCGUUGAUAGUUGGCUGUUGAUAAUGCGUCGCAUUAUGCAGCUUAUACAAACAUAAUUUGCAACUCAUUAAAGAGCACAAAAAGUAAAAUCGAAAACAAACAAACAGAGGCAGCGCACCACAAACACGCGCCGCACCGCCAUUUCGAACGCAACAAAGCUUCCGUAAACAAGCCAAAUCUAUAAACACUUCCAAGCAACCACAACCAAAAGAGAACAACAAGAACAACAACAAGUCGCCAAAAUGAUGUUGAAACGCCAAGUACUCACAUCCGUAGCCACCUGCGCAGCCUUGCUGCUGAUGGUGUAUGUCUCAGCGUAUGCGCUAGCGUUAGCACAAUUCCCAGAUCAGUUGGACGAAAGUUCCUACUCCAUGCUCAACAAGACGCGAAGUCUGAACGCCAGCGAACAGCCACACAGCCGUAGAGUGCGAGAGUCCGAGACUGAUGAUGAUGACGUUGAUCCCGGUGACAACAUUGGCAUUGAGCUAGAUGAAAUCGCCACAUGCUCCGACGGUCUAAUACUGCCACUAUGGAUGCCACAGCGACAUCUAUCGGCUGGCGAUCGCGCACUACGCGGCUUCAUAUACUUUCUACUCAUGAUCUAUCUAUUCGUGGGCGUCUCUAUUAUAUCGGAUCGCUUUAUGGCCGCCAUUGAGGCAAUUACUUCCAUCGAACGCACUGUUGUCAUGAAAACACCCAGCGGCGAAAAGAAAACCAUGAGCGUGCGCAUUUGGAACGAAACUGUGGCAAAUCUAACGCUCAUGGCGCUCGGAUCGAGUGCGCCCGAAAUUCUGCUCUCUGUCAUCGAGAUUUAUGCUCGAGACUUUGAAAGCGGCGAUCUAGGACCUGGCACCAUCGUCGGCUCGGCAGCCUACAAUCUGUUUGUUAUCAUCGCCCUGUGCAUGGUGCUCAUACCAACGAACGAGAAGCGACGCAUCAAGCACUUGCGAGUUUUUACCGUCACCGCGGUCUUCUCAGUCUUUGCCUACAUCUGGCUAUGGAUCAUUCUGUCGGUCAGCUCACCGGGUAUUAUCGAAGUCUGGGAGGGUCUGCUCACACUCCUCUUCUUUCCCGUCACUGUUCUUUGGGCCUACAUUGCGGAGCGGCGUCUGCUUGUCUACAAGUACAUGGACAAGAACUAUCGCGUUAAUAAGCGCGGCACUGUGGUCACGGGCGAGCACGAUCAGGUUGAAAUGGAUCCAGAGACCGCCAAAUCCAAGAAUCCCGCAAUUACUUUCCAAUCCGAUUCAACAGCCUUUGAUGAAGCACGUCGUGAGUAUAUUUCGCUGCUGGCUGAGCUGCGCCAGAAGUAUCCGGAUGCGGACUUGGAACAGCUGGAGAUGAUGGCACAAGAGCAGAUGAUCAAUCGUGGCUCAAAGUCACGCGCCUUCUAUCGCAUUCAAGCUACACGUAAACUCAUUGGCAGCGGUAAUCUGAUGCGUAAGAUUCAGGAACGUGCUCAUAGCGAUUUGACAGAGGUCAAGGCGCAACUGCAUCAGAUUGAUGAUGACGAAGAUGAUGAGCCCACACGCAUCUACUUCGAGCCAGGCCACUAUACGGUCAUGGAAAACUGCGGCGAGUUCGAGGUGCGCGUUGUGCGACGCGGCGACAUUUCUACUUAUUCCACGGUGGAGUUUGAGACCCAGGACGGCACCGCAUCGGCUGGUUCCGACUAUGUAGGCAAGCGUGGCAUCAUUAACUUUCCGCCGGGCGUUGAUGAGCAGCGCUUCAAGAUCGAAAUCAUCGACGACGACAUAUUCGAGGAGGAUGAAUGCUUCUACAUACGGCUCUUCAAUCCGUCUGCCCACGUUAAUCUCACAGUGCCACAAAUAGCGACCAUUAUGAUUUUGGAUGAUGAUCAUGCUGGCAUUUUUGCUUUCAAGGAGUCCGUUAUUGAAGUCACCGAAUCCGUUGGCGUCUAUAAGUUAUCCGUCAUGCGCUACUCCGGAGCACGCGGUACUGUCAUUGUUCCCUACUGGACAGAGGACGGAACUGCUGUCUCUGGCAAGGACUUUGAGCCAUUAAGCGGCGAGCUCGUUUUUGAAAAUAAUGCUACUGAGCACUUUAUAUCCAUUAUCAUACUCGAGGAGAGCAGCUAUGAGAAGGAUGUCAAGUUUAAGGUGCACAUUGGCGAACCGCGCUUGGCGCCAGAUGACACUAAUAAGGAAUCAUUUUUCAACCGAUUUUUUGCCCAUCACACUGGAGAUCGUACUCAUGAUGAAAUGCUAGCUCAAAUCAAGGAGGUGGAGCGCAAGCCAAUACAGGAUCUCACCGAACUGGAGCGCAUAUUGCUGCUGAGCAAGCCCAGGAAUGGCGAGCUGACCACCACACAUGUUCGCAUACGCGAGAGCCAGGAAUUUAAGGCUACUGUGGACAAGCUUGUUGCCAAGGCAAAUGUCUCCGCUGUGCUUGGCACUUCCUCCUGGAAGGAGCAAUUCAAGGAUGCACUCACCGUUGUGCCAGCCGAUGAAUCUGAGUUCGACAACGAUGAUGAUGUGGAGGAGGUCGUGCCACGUUGCUUUGACUACAUCAGCCACUUUGUGUGCCUGUUCUGGAAGGUGAUGUUUGCAUUUGUGCCACCCACAGAUAUUUGCCGUGGCUAUAUUACCUUUGUGGUCUCCAUAUUCAUUAUUGGUGUGCUUACCGCUGUCAUUGGCGACGCCGCCUCCUAUUUCGGCUGCGCACUCAACAUCAAGGACUCCGUUACGGCCAUUUGCUUUGUAGCCCUCGGCACCAGCAUACCAGACACAUUUGCCAGCAUUAUUGCAGCCAAGCAGGACGAGAGCGCCGAUAACUGCAUUGGCAAUGUAACUGGCAGCAAUGCCGUCAACGUAUUUCUAGGCAUAGGUCUGGCCUGGUCCAUUGCCUCGAUCUAUCACAUGGAUCGUGGUACCACUUUCAAUGUCGAGCCGGGCACCAUUGGCUUCGCCGUUGCUCUGUUCUGUGGCGAGGCUUUGAUUGCCAUUAGCAUUAUGAUGUACCGUCGUGUCAGCAAGUCAACUGGCGCCGAGCUCGGUGGCCCCAAGACCCUCAAGUGGACACACGCUUCGAUUUUGUUUGCGCUGUGGGUCAUCUAUCUGCUCUUGAGCACAUUGGAGGCCUACGAUAUAAUUAAGAUUUAAACAGGCAACUCUAAUAUACAUAUAUAUACUUACAACAAAAAAUCGAACGAUAUUAAACAUAUAUGUAUACAUUUGUAAAAGCGUCAGCGCCAAAUUUUAUUCAUGUAUAUAACGCCAGCUCUGUGUAUCGAUAUACGAUCUGUAUAUUUAUGUAUGGCAAGUUGGGCUACAUGUAUGUAUAUCAAUAUAUAUUUAAAAUUUACGUAAUGAAUUGAGAGCAAAAAUUCUAUUGUUUAUUUAGCAUAAUUUAUGAAAAGUUGAAACUACAAAUGUAAUUAAUGCUUACUGUAAAUACAAAAGGCUGCCUGGGCUCAGCAACUAAGCAACGUGAUCAUGCAUUAUUAUAUCAUAUAUAUAUUUAUACAUACAUAUAGACAAAUACAUAUACAUAUAUAUAUUUACGAUUUA